GGUCACCUUACAAAUAACUAUUCAUAGUAAUAAAUUCCUUUUAUCUACAUUCGUAGCACAGAUAUACGGCAGUUGGCACAAACAACUCACGAUAACUGAUUCAAUAUGGAAGCAGUAGUGUUUGAUGGAAAAUCUCUGAAGCUCUCUUACGAGAAAUCAUAUCCAAAGCCGCAGAUAGUGAACGACACAGAUGUCAUCGUGAAGGUGGAAUAUUCCGGUAUCUGCGGUACAGACGUGCACAUCAUACAGGGAGAGUUCCGCGCGAACAAGGAGCGCCCCCUACCGUUGGGCCACGAGUUCAGCGGCGUGGUACACCAGGUGGGCAAGGCGGCCAUCUUCAAGGUCGGGCAGAAGGUCGUUGUUGACCCUAACAGCUCAUGUCUGCUUUGUGAUUAUUGCCGUAAAGGCAACUACCAGCAUUGCUUGACCGCCGGCAUCAACAGUACGAUCGGCAUUUGGCGGGACGGCGGCUGGGCUCAGUAUUGUCGAGUGCCACAAGACCAAGUGUACGCGUUGCCUGAUGGAAUAACUACAGAGCAAGCUGGCCUCUGCGAGCCGUAUUCCUGCGUGUCACACGGGUUCGACCGCGCCUCGCCGCUGCUGGUCGGCGACAAAAUACUGAUAGUGGGAGCUGGUAUUAUUGGUAAUCUGUGGGUGACUGCUCUCCAUCACCAGGGACACAGGGAUGUGACCGUCUCCGAAAUGAACAAGUCGAGACUGGAGAUUGUCAAAAAAAUGGAUACUGGAUUCAGAUUAAUAUCACCAGACGUGCUGUCACAGGAGAAGCAACUGUUUGACGUGAUAAUAGACUGCACAGGUGUAGGAAAAGUGAUGGAAAUAAGCUUCGGUUAUUUGAAACCUGGCGGCAAAUAUGUCGUCUUCGGAUGCUGCCCACCGACUCAUCAAGCCACUAUCAAUCCUUUCGAAAUAUACGUAAAGGAGUUGACUAUCAUUGGAGUCAAGAUUAACCCUUACAGUUUCCCGAAGGCUAUUGGCUGGCUGAAGGCUAUGGGGAGCAGGUACGUUGACUACGAGAAGUUAGGUGUGAAGACAUACUCCUUAUCCGAAUAUCAGAACGCAAUGGACGAUUUAAAAGCAGGAAGCGUCUCGAAGGCGCUAUUCAAGAUCGUUUAAAUAAAUUUUGUAUUAUAAUUUUU
Messenger RNA from Chilo suppressalis (striped riceborer), 1157 nucleotides. Lineage: Eukaryota; Metazoa; Arthropoda; Insecta; Lepidoptera; Crambidae. The record is from the annotation of a GenBank genome assembly.